AUGGUCGCAUCUUCAUCUCGCGGUGGAUAUUUUGUCUUUCGUACCAUGAAGAGACAAAGUGACAGAGAAGACAAUGGGACAAAACGAAGCAAAGGAGAGUCACUGAUUGGCAAAUAUACACAAGGGCCCUUGGAUCACGUGUUUGGACAACACGCAGCGUUCCCCAUCCAAGAGAAUGCGCAAGACCCCGUGUAUGAGUAUUUGGCCGGGGUGCGGCGAGAAGCGGAGUGCACUGGCGUUUUCUUCGCCCCAAAAAAAGCCACUGCGCGCCCGCCCGAACAAGAAAGGGCGCGCGCGAUUCCACUUGGCGCAGCUUUCAUUGAGGGCGUGGUGUCCCAGUUGGUUGCGGAAAAGGCCGAGAAUGGACUGUCUGAGCAGGAAAUUCAAGUGAGUGUCGAGUCAGACGAGUCGGAGCAGGAGGACGAGGAACAGAAUGAACUAGAAGACCAGGAUGGUGAACUGGAAGACCAGGAUGGUGAACUGGAAGACCAGGAUGGUGGACUGGAAGACCAGGAACAGGAUGAAAUGGAAGACCAGGAACAGGAUGAGGACCAGCCAAAAGACGAGUCGCAAGGCGACCAAAGCAGCAGGCAUGUAUCUCAAAGCGACGACGCAGUUUCUGAUGCACAGGAAGCCGAGCAAGAAGAUUUGAUGCAAGUGCCGCAGUCGGCCAAUGCGUGGCGUACGCUUGUGUUUUCUUCGCCGCCGCCCAAAGAUUUCUUCGCGCGCCUUGAGCAUCCCACAGUUAUAAAACUAGUGGUUUACUUCACGCGAUGGCUUCUGCCGUCCAUGCCUGCGUCUGCUUCGGAAUGGCUCUGGCAAGUCUUUGUCAGGCUCGAUUGCGGCCUUGUUCACACAGAGUUGGCGAUUGUGCGGGACUUGGGGCUCAAGGCCAAAAAGCUCCGACUCAAACACCAAGAGCAGAAGGGAAGCGACCAGGAAGGUGAAAGUAAAAUCACGACCGAAGAUUGUCUGGAUGUGCGCGAGAAUCCAGGUCCGUCUGAAACCAUUGACCGGGUGCUUGCAGUUGUGGGGUCUUACUAUGGCCAACGCGAUUUGCUAGAGUGA
Clavispora lusitaniae ATCC 42720 is the source of this 1068-nucleotide messenger RNA. RefSeq lists its product as uncharacterized. NCBI's taxonomy places the organism in Eukaryota, Fungi, Ascomycota, Pichiomycetes, Serinales, Metschnikowiaceae. The record is from RefSeq and is a predicted model, not a curated record. Gene Ontology annotation, biological process: spliceosomal snRNP assembly. Gene Ontology annotation, cellular component: small nuclear ribonucleoprotein complex.